Messenger RNA from Stylophora pistillata, 1624 nucleotides. RefSeq names its product aspartyl aminopeptidase. The record is from RefSeq and is a predicted model, not a curated record. Gene Ontology annotation, molecular function: aminopeptidase activity; zinc ion binding. Gene Ontology annotation, biological process: proteolysis. Lineage: Eukaryota; Metazoa; Cnidaria; Anthozoa; Scleractinia; Pocilloporidae.
GUGCACACAACUUAGCUGAAAAUCCAAGAUGGCUGUUCAGGCAUCCUCUCUUGAUGUAAUAAAAUCUGCAGCAAAGAAGUUCAUUGAUUUUGUGAACAAUGGUCCAUCACCAUAUCAUGUUGUCAAUGAGUGUAGAAAGGUGUUGUCAGCAGCAGGAUUUAAGGAGCUCAAGGAAAAAGAUCACUGGGAAAUCAAGCCUUCUGACAAGUGUUUUGUGACAAGGAACCAGUCAACAAUCAUUGCAUUUGCUGUUGGUGGGAAGUAUGUUCCUGGUAAUGGUUUCAGCAUUGUGGGAGCUCAUACUGAUAGUCCCUGUCUCAAGGUGAAGCCAAACUCCAAAAAGAGCAACAACGGUUAUCAACAGGUUGGAGUGGAGUGCUAUGGAGGUGGAAUAUGGGCUACUUGGUUUGAUAGGGAUUUGAAAUUGGCUGGCAGAGUCAUGAUUAAGAAAGGUGAUAGAUUGCAGCACCAUUUGGUUCACAUUGACAGACCAAUCAUGCGUGUUCCACAUCUGGCAAUCCAUCUGCAGCGUGACAUUAAUGACAAGUUCUCACCAAAUAAAGAAACUCACAUAACACCCAUCUUAUCAACUUGUGUAUACGAAAGUCUGUUGAAUAAGCCAGCCAGUGAAAAUGGCAACAUUGCUAAAGAACCUAAGGAAAAAAAGUCAAGGAGCAAUUCUCAUCAGUCAACUCUGGUCAAACUCCUAACAGAGGAGUUGAAAUGUGAACAAGAUCAUAUCAUAGACUUUGACUUGCACCUGGCCGAUACCCAGCCUGCUACAUUGGGUGGUGCACUGGAGGAGUUUAUCUUCUCACCAAGAUUGGACAACCAAGUCAGCUGUUUUUGUGCCUUGCAGGGUCUUGUUCAAUCUCUGGAAAGUUCAUCUUUAGCUUCAGAUCCCAACAUCCGAAUCAUAGCAUUGUAUGACAAUGAAGAGGUUGGUUCUGAGAGCGCACAAGGAGCAGGGUCAAUGCUCACGGAGCACAUUCUGCGUCGGCUGUCAGCAGGUGGGACAGCAACUAGUUUUGAGGAAGCAAUACCCAAGUCAUUUCUUCUCAGUGCAGACCAAGCUCAUGCAGUCCACCCAAACUAUGCAGAAAAACAUGAGGAGAACCACAAACCUGCUCUUCACAAGGGUCCAGUAGUAAAAAUUAAUAGUAAUCAACGAUAUGCAACAACAGCACUGUCCUCUAGCAUUUUAAGGCUGAUUGCAGAGAAGAAUGAGGUGUCAUUGCAGGAAGUGUGUGUGCGGAAUGAUUCCCCUUGUGGAACUACAAUAGGACCCAUCCUGUCUGCUAAGCUUGGAUUAUUAACCUUGGACCUUGGUGGUCCCCAGCUAGCAAUGCACUCCAUCCGAGAAAUGUGCUGUUCUUCCAUCGUACAUCAAGAGACACAACUAUUCAAGAGUUUCUUUGAGACACUUCCAACAGUACUGGAUUCCAUCACAGGAGCUGACUAAAGUCAAGCCAGCAGUGUUCUUGAGUUUCAUUUUGCUUGAAUCUUCUCCCCAAUCUCUGUCUGAAUUAUUUUUGCCCACGUCUCCAAGGUGUUCUCGGAAUCGGUCACUAAUUUAUUCGUGCUUUUCUCGUUGCCAUGUUCCCACCAAUAACGUAGCUCCAUU